Messenger RNA from Branchiostoma belcheri (Belcher's lancelet), 1617 nucleotides. RefSeq names its product ras-related GTP-binding protein A. The record is from RefSeq and is a predicted model, not a curated record. Gene Ontology annotation, cellular component: Gtr1-Gtr2 GTPase complex; nucleus; lysosome. The coding region runs from base 145 to 1065 and encodes 306 amino acids. The transcript is spliced from 9 exons. Gene Ontology annotation, biological process: regulation of autophagy; cellular response to amino acid stimulus; positive regulation of TOR signaling. Gene Ontology annotation, molecular function: GTPase activity; GTP binding. NCBI's taxonomy places the organism in Eukaryota, Metazoa, Chordata, Leptocardii, Amphioxiformes, Branchiostomatidae.
GAAAUGGACCAGUCCACGUAUCACAUGAUACGUCACAGGACCGUGGCAGAGCAAGGGGGAAGACGAUAAAAUUUGCCUCUGUGACUUUCUAAGCGAAGAAAGAAGAUUUUCCAGGUGGCACAGAGGACUGAGACAACAGACAAGAUGAAGAAGAAGGUCCUGUUAAUGGGAAAGAGUGGGUCGGGGAAGACCAGUAUGCGCUCCAUUAUUUUCGCAAACUACAUUGCCAGGGACACCAGGAGAUUAGGGGCUACAAUUGAUGUUGAACAUUCCCAUGUUCGCUUCCUGGGCAACCUGGUUCUGAACCUGUGGGACUGUGGAGGUCAGGAAGCGUUUAUGGAGAACUACUUUGCGAGUCAGAGAGACAACAUCUUCCGUAACGUGGAGGUGCUGAUCUACGUGUUUGAUGUGGAGAGUCGAGAGCUGGAGAAGGACAUGCACUACUACCAGUCCUGUCUGGAGGCCAUCCUCCAGAACUCCCCCGAUGCCAAGAUCUUCUGUCUGGUCCACAAGAUGGACCUGGUACAGGAGGACCAGAGGGAGUUGAUCUUCAGAGAAAGAGAGGAAGACUUGAGACGCCUGUCUAAACCACUGGACUGCACAUGCUUCAGAACGUCUAUAUGGGAUGAGACACUAUAUAAGGCGUGGUCCAGUAUUGUGUACCAGCUGAUCCCUAAUGUAGAACAACUGGAGACCAACCUGAGGAACUUUGCAGAAGUCAUUGAUGCAGACGAAGUGUUGCUGUUUGAGAGGGCUACAUUCCUGGUAAUCUCCCACUGUCAGAGGAAGCCACACAGAGAUGUCCACAGGUUUGAGAAGAUCUCCAACAUCAUCAAGCAGUUCAAGCUGAGUUGCAGCAAGUUGGCAGCGUCCUUCCAGAGUAUGGAGGUUCGUAACUCUGCAUUCGCAGCCUUCAUCGAUAUCUUCACAUCCAACACCUAUGUCAUGGUCAUCAUGUCUGACACAAGCAUACCCUCAGCUGCCAUGUUGAUAAACAUCAAGAAUGCGAGGAAGCAUUUUGAAAAGCUGGAGGGGUACAACAACGCUCAGAUGCUACUCAAGUGAUGGGGUGACAAUGACUACAACAACUAACAACAACAACAAUAAAACAACAAUAUUCUGUAUCCAAGUAAACAAGACUUGAAGUGUACAACAUCUGGUGUACACAAAGGUUUUCCACCAUACAGUGUGAGGUAGAAUCAACGACAUUGAACCUGUACAUAACUUGCCCUGUGUUUCUACCUCUGUGUCAGUUGUAGCCAUUUAUAUUAGUGGUUCAGCCACACAAGUGGGCAUCAGGCCACUGUAAUUCACUCUGUCUUAAUGGUAGCAAAAUUUCAUGGUCUGAGAAAAAUGGACAUGUUCGCAGAACUUAAAUCUUCACAGUGGUGGGAGGGAAGGGGGCAAAAGACAAAUGAUUUGAUAAAGGUAAUGAUAAGUUCACGGUACAGAAGUGACUGGGAACAUAAAAGCACCGUAAAAAAAGAGCAGGAAUCACAAUAAUAAACCUAUUGUAUAGUAUGUAUACUCUCAACACACAUAUAACCAUAUCACCCAUUCAAAAUUACAUUACUUUUUGGCAAUGCCUCAGGGGCGGAGACAUUCUAUAUGAAGGGC